UCUAACUCGACUAUGUCCUAAGUCGGGGGCUUUUUGGCUGUGACAAACCUUCCGACAAAUAAAAACAGAACAACUCAAGUUUUGAUCACUUCAGCACUUGGAGUUGUUGCAGAAAGUUGGAGUUUCAAAAAUGCAAUAAUUUAGAGGGGGGACCCUUCUCUCCCUUGCGCUUUAAAGUAUUCUUUAAUUAUACAUGUUAUAAUAACAUUCAUCCACUUUUAUUUUAUUCAAAAUAAGAACAUCCAGUACCAAAUGUUUACAAAAUAAUACUCUUUGCUUGCAGUUAAUCAAGAUAUUGUACUGGAGCUGCAACUAUAGCAGAGAGAGGGUGGGUUCUAAAAUGUUUUCUGUGUUAAUGAAGAAAAUAGUUUUGAAUUUCUGGGAAGUGUAGGACUCUUAUAAUACUGCUAAUUAUCAUUUGCUGCUCGGAACAUUGACUCUAGUCUUCUGACAAAAGUUCAAUUAUAACACUGUUAACUGUGUUCAUCUAUGGAUAAAAAGUGUGUGUUUUCAUAUAUUCUUGGAGAACUAAUUCUAUGGAUAAAAAGUACAUGUGCGGUUAUAUUCUUCAACGACUAAUUCUUUCAUAACUAGGAACAAUAUCAUUCGGUGCUGUGUCUAUGAAGUGACGUUUGGACAAAUGUGAAAUUCCUUAUUCUUGCUACUUCGGAAAUGAAUAGUGCUACAAGGACAUAAAAAUACAAAUUUCGCUGAAGGAUGCAAGACUUCUUCCAUUGUUUUACUAUAAAGAAAAUUCAAAGGUAUCCAAUCCAUACUGCUAAGGUGCAGGUUCAGUCCAAAAAGCAUGUAUGCAUCAAAGUGGUGAAUUUCUGAUGAUCCCUGCCUCUGACAUGCAAAAUUUCAGGUAAAAUGUAGACAUGUACAAUAUGUAUACUUCUCCAUUACCCUCAAACCCCUUUCCCCCUUGGUGCAUACAGACUUAAUGAAUUGCUCCUUUUUGAAUUUCAAAUUGAUUUCUUAUCAUUACUUCUAUUUCAGGCUAAUUUCAGCAUCUGUUUCUCAUCAACAAUGUCUCCAAAUAAUUUAUAAUCAUUCUUCAAUUACUUUCAUGACAACAAAGUACAAAGCACAUCUACCAUCAGAAGCACAAAAUAUAACGAGCUGACCAUGAAGCACAGAAUACUUUUGUUCUUUCUGGUUCCUUCCUUUGCCAAAAAACUUGGCCUAACAAUUUUCAUUAAUUUACAGAUUCAUCACAUCAUGGCCACUCCAAAUACCCCACCACCAAAGACCCUGAAGAGGCCAAACAGCGAAAUCAACAAUAAAACAUUCACCGGAUAUAUUCACAACACAUCGCCUGUAAAGAGAGCGAGGAACAACAAUGACUACUUCGAAGCCACAUUGCAAACAAGUGGUAAAGAGUAUCAAAGGAUGGUUUGCUUCAGCAAAAGGAUGCAUCAAACUUUCAAAACAUUUGAAGAAAAGAAAAGCCCUGUGAAGAUCAACAAAGUUCAAACAUCACAAAAUUGGCACGAUUCCAGUAAAGAAGAUAUAAAGAUAACACCCUACACAACCAUGGAAACAUCAAACAUUGUACCAACCUACAAAUACAAGAAACCACUGGAAUUGGAUCUGCAACAUGCACUAGAUACAACCGUCACAGACUUCAUCAAUACUAUUCCAUCCACAGAAAAAAAAAAGAUCAACUUGACAGCACAUGUAACGCGUGUUGUUGAAGAAGAGACUCAACAAACCCUAAGUUAUACUACAGUUCCGAUCAACAAGAAGUCCUUCACUAUUGCUGACCAGAAUUCCUGUCUCACCCUUACAGCUUGGGGAAAUAGUAUUCCCAACAUCCAAACGGAACACACAUACAAGUUCCAAUUCCUGUCCAUCACCAACUACAAUGAUGUGAAACACCUCCAAACCACACCUACAACCAUUAUAGAGGAGGUAGCCACAAUGGAAAAUCCAAACAACGAGUCAUCUGUGACUAACAAUAAUACAAAAAUCCAAGGAGCAUGUUGUGAAUGUGUACAAUGUGACACAUCUUAUAACUGCUGCAGCUGCAAAGACACAGUCAACAAAGACCUCCUUGCAACAGUUACAUUCAAAUGCCCUCAUUGUAAUAUGAGACAAAACUCCACCUCGGCAAAAGAACAAUCAGAGUUAAAUUAAACAUCAUCGCUGAUGGUGUUAAACAUCGUAUCUCUGCCUAUAACAAUGCUGUUGUCAAUUUCCUUCAACAAAAUGAUGUACAAUAUGAAAGUGGAGACGACAUCGAAUCAUUUUUCUUGAGCUUGAAUUCAUUUGAUGUCACUGUAAACACAUCAUAUGUGGUCACUGAACUCGCCAUGUAACUGUGCAAACUAAAGAACUGUACCAUGUCCAUACAUUUUCACAAUUCUAACAUGUAUAAUCUUAAGAUACAGCGUAUUAUUUUAAUUUCUUAUCAGGUUCAAUUUUAGAACAUGGGUAAUUUCUUUCAUUAAAUGACAUAAGGUUCAUUUUAGAAGUCAAUUCUCAUUAUAAUAUUGAUAUUGAUCUAACAUGAUUCCUGCUGUAGACAAUGACUGGCAUUGGAAUCUUAAUAUGCUGAACACUUGAUUGAUUAUUUUUGGUUAUUUCCUGUAAUCUAUCCAAAUCACAAAAUAAUUGUUGCAUACCACAUCAGCAUAAUUACUGUAAACUCUAUACAAGACAUGUCACUGCAUCCCAAGUGGCAGCACAGAUAUGUCGGCGACAUUGUCUACUCAAUGAGAGAUGCUGCCACCUGGAAAGAUGGCAUCCUCACCUGAUACAGUUUACAUUACGUUGUACAUUUUGUUUUACCCUAAAAAGAAGAAUCCAAUUAGAGCCACCAAUUUAAAAUGUCAUGACUUCCACAGCAUGCUUGUGAACAAACAAUGUAUAAAUACACUCCCCAUACUACGAUCAGGAACGUUUACCAUAGUCGGCCGAUUUACCCAAAAAUCAGGCUGUACUGCAUUCUACAUUGGUAACUCUCACAAGUUUCUUCUGUGUCUUUGUUUUAUUGUCCACUUUGUUUUAGGUUGCCAAAUUAUACAUGUACACCGAAUCUGUUCUUCUGUUUUCUGGAGGUGAUCACAUCAUGAUCCUUGAAUCAUGUAAUUUUAUUUAUUUGCGUGCCACACCAGAAAAACAUUUCAAAAUUAUGUAUUUUUGACAAUCACAUACAUGUAUAUUGAUGUUCACAUUUUCAGUUGUGUUCAAAAUGCUGUGGACACCAGUUGCUUUUCUCGCAUCCUCUAGGAAGAACCAAAUUGUACCUACAUAUGUAUUUAAUACAUGGAUCUUUGGUUGAUUACCUGAUGAUGGCAUUGUAAAUAAAAUCUCACUAUAUGUGACUGCCUCCAGCUAAAGAGUCGUCAUGGUGACAGAAACGCAAAUUAAAUAUGAACAUUUCUGGACAUUUCCAUUGAAUGAGCUUUAUACCAACAAUGUUAGAAAUUCAACUGUUUUGCAACCAAAAAAUGUUUACC
Messenger RNA from Lineus longissimus, 3464 nucleotides. RefSeq lists its product as uncharacterized. Bases 1129 to 2139 code for a protein of 336 amino acids. The transcript is spliced from 3 exons. The record is from RefSeq and is a predicted model, not a curated record. Lineage: Eukaryota; Metazoa; Nemertea; Pilidiophora; Heteronemertea; Lineidae.